UUGAAGCUAAUUUACCAAAUAGCCAAUAACUUGACUAAAAUAGAAAAAUCCAACUACCUUAUUCCCCACAAUGGAAGAGAAACCCGUUCAAACCACGGAAAAUUAUUCAGGAAGUUCCAACCAAAAAAUGAUUGCUUUAAAUUUUCAUUUUUUCCGCUAGCAGUCCAGGAAUAGAACAGUUUGUUUGCUCCGACAUGCUAACACAGUCCAUCAAUGAUGCCGAAGCGCUCAUGAUAAGAAAAUACCAUGUCUCAUCCACUCCGUUUGUUUCAUAUAUUUGUUACCCUCUGUAUAACUCUGUUUUCUCUGUACUAUAUGGUUAGGCAUCUGUGUUUUGUACCACCCUACAAAAAUCCUCAAAUUAGGAUUAUUAGUACUGAUAAAUAAAUAAAUAAAUAAAAUAAUUCGUUUUGUGAAUGCUGAAUGCAAAAAUGAAUGCACCCAGCAUUCAUUUUAACAGACGACCACCAGAAGUCGUUGCUAGCUUGCCUGCCUGCAUUCGACACUUGAAACGUUCGGGAAGGGGACUGGAAAAAUGUAUUUUGGGGAAGGUUUUUGCAGCUCAUUCCUGUCGCCAGACGCAAGGGGGACCUCCAGCGUGCUACCUUGCUUUUUGUUUUUUUAUGCUGUUUGUACUUUUUGUAGCUUUGUGUGUGUGUGUGUGUUAAAGCUGACGCGUCUCUUGGCGCGCCGCUCUGUGUCGUCUGGUCCCCGCGGAAGACAAACUGUCGUCUGCUUGCGUCAAGAAAAAAAAAAAGCGAGAAACAGAAGGAACAGGCAUAAAGAAAACCCUUGCUCAGAACACAACAUGGGAAACACGUCGCUGCUUCUGUCCGCGUUGUCCGGACUUUUGGUGAUGGCCGACGCCAAGUACCGACCUGAUAGUGACUCCUGCUGGGUGAUGGGUGAUUCUCACCUCUUCAAGAAACGGCGCUUGUCACCCAGGCGAAAAACGCCGAGUCGGUAUACGUUGGACCGUGGUCGCAUUUGCAACAUAUCUGAUGAUUGAACAGAAGAGGAUCCUGCGCAUGCUCCGAACGUCUUCCACAGCCCAGUGGACAAAGAUAUGGCAGCGCGCAGAAGCCGAUGAUCGGACUAUGGAGACUCGAGGAUUCGGAGGGACCAACAGUGCUAGAUCUGACACAACUUGGGACGGAUCUUCAGAUUCCCGUGCAGAUUGUGCGUCAGCUGAACGAAGCGCAGGACCUCCACGACGUGCUGAGAAUCUGCUCUGGAGGAUCGAGCGCGUCCUGGCGAAGCAUCAGCACACACGGUUACCUCCUAUGGCAGAUCCGUUCCUACCAGGAAGAGGACCUCGCCGCGGCGCGGUUCAUGAAGAUGGCUGUCAACUCUCAUGGCACGACCUCCGCCAUGGACCACGCCAAGGCCGCUGCAUCCAAGGAAAAGUCGUCUGCGCUCGACGGCAUGAUGCAGUCCGACGCGCCAGCACGCCGAAGGAGUUCCCUGCGCCUGGACAAGCGUGCUGCGUGCAGUCCCCGGGCCGUGCCUGUGCGCGUGCCCCAGCCCAGGGACCCGGAGGCCCUGCAUUACCCGACCUGCACGGACGUGGACCGCUGCGCUGGAUGCUGCGGCCACCACCUGCUCGGAUGCAGGCCGCUGGCCGUGCGCCGCGUCACCCGGCAGGUGUUCUCCCUCCGACUGGCGUCGAACAAGUCCAACGCCAUCAACUUCGAGGGCUUCAAGAAGGUUCGCCUCGUGGAGCACGUCAGCUGCCACUGCGAGUGCAAGGUGCGUCCGCACCACUGCAGCGGCAGUCAGGUGUACCGGGAAGAGUUGUGUCGCUGCGUCUGCCCCAACACCUGGAUGGCGCCCAACUGCACCGAGCUGCAGGUGUGGGACGGGAGACGCUGCGCCUGCGUUUGCCGCCACACCGAACUACAGUGCUCCACGGGCUUUCACUUCGACCACGGCGCCUGCAUGUGA
Molecule: messenger RNA, 1944 nt
Organism: Ixodes scapularis (black-legged tick)
Lineage: Eukaryota; Metazoa; Arthropoda; Arachnida; Ixodida; Ixodidae
Product: platelet-derived growth factor subunit B
Exons: 7
Coding region: 1087-1944 (285 amino acids)
Biological process (GO): positive regulation of protein autophosphorylation; positive regulation of cell population proliferation
Cellular component (GO): membrane
Molecular function (GO): growth factor activity; growth factor receptor binding
Source: RefSeq, a predicted model, not a curated record